GUCUUCCAUCAUGGACGACGAGGGUGAAAAAGUCCUGGAGGGUAUCUUCGCUGUUGCCAAGCCAGCAAACAUCUCGUCUGCAGAUGUUCUCCUUAAAUUGCAGGAAACUUUUGCGCCAUCAGCCACAUUUGCGCCACUACUCAGGACACAACCCAAGCGCACCAGCAAAUCGUCUGAUCAAGUGUUUCGUCUUGGACACGGCGGGACUCUAGAUCCCUUGGCUGCUGGAGUUCUUAUUGUGGGCAUCGGCCGUGGCACUAAGCAGCUCUCUAAUUAUCUAUCUUGCAGCAAGACUUAUGAGACAGUGGUGCUGUUCGGUGCAAGCACUGAUACUUACGACUGUACUGGUUCCAUAACCCAGGAAGCGGGAUACUCGCAUGUGACAAAAGAGUUGGUUGAUGAACAGCUUGGGACUUUCAGAGGAACGAUACAGCAACUGCCCCCUCUGUACUCGGCAUUGAAGAUUAACGGUAUCAAGGCUUGCGAGUAUGCGCGUCAGGGGAAGGACCUGCCACGAGAACUGGAGAGCCGAGAAAUGCACGUUGACGAGUGUACGCUGCUGGAAUGGUACGCGCCAGGACAGCAUGACUUUGCAUGGCCAGGCAAAGUCGAGCCCGCUUCAGCACCUGCCGCGAAAAUACGACUGACGGUAUGCUCAGGCUUUUACGUUCGCAGUUUUGCACACGAUCUGGGCAGGUCGUGUGAUACGUGCUCACACAUGGUAUCUUUACUUCGAACACGACAAGCCGAUUUCACCACAUCAAACCCACCUGA
This is a messenger RNA of Bipolaris maydis ATCC 48331, 774 nucleotides long. RefSeq names its product pseudouridine synthase. The record is from RefSeq and is a predicted model, not a curated record. Gene Ontology annotation, molecular function: pseudouridine synthase activity; RNA binding. Gene Ontology annotation, cellular component: mitochondrion. Lineage: Eukaryota; Fungi; Ascomycota; Dothideomycetes; Pleosporales; Pleosporaceae. Gene Ontology annotation, biological process: mRNA pseudouridine synthesis; tRNA modification.